Molecule: messenger RNA, 1285 nt
Organism: Gigantopelta aegis
Lineage: Eukaryota; Metazoa; Mollusca; Gastropoda; Neomphalida; Peltospiridae
Product: paired box protein Pax-6-like
Exons: 6
Coding region: 123-1175 (350 amino acids)
Biological process (GO): anatomical structure development; regulation of transcription by RNA polymerase II
Molecular function (GO): RNA polymerase II cis-regulatory region sequence-specific DNA binding; DNA-binding transcription factor activity, RNA polymerase II-specific
Source: RefSeq, a predicted model, not a curated record
CGCACGUCUGCACGCGAAUCGUUCAUUUGAUAAGAAUCGGGUAGCUGGAGAUUGCCCGACAUAUAUAGUGACUUCACUAAUCUGAUUUAAUAAUAGUGCUUCGUGUUUUUCAUCCGCAAAGCAUGGACUCAAGCAGGGCUUCGUUAAUUGCACGAACACACACUCUCCCAGCACCACCACCACUACCCCCGCCAGUGGCGGGUAUACCGCACCUGUUACCACACGCACCGGUGGAUCCAAGACAAGUUUUGCUGUCACAAGAUUAUUUCCACAAGAUUUGGAGUCGGAUUUGUGACCCGCUUGCUUUCCGAUCCAGCAGCAUCGGCGGAAGUAAGCCAAAGGUCGCAACGCCAUCUGUCGUCACAAAAAUCGAGGAACUCAAGAGGAAUAACCCAACGAUGUUUGCUUGGGAAAUCAGAGACAAGUUACAGAGUGACGGUAUUUGUGAUCAAUCCAAUCUACCUAGCGUCAGCUCCAUUAACAGAAUAUUGCGAAAUCGUGCAGCCGAAAGGGCCGCUUCAGAAUAUGCCCAAAUGGCGUCACAGAUGUUACAUCCUCUGUACCAGCCAAUGUGGACACAGGCAUUAGUGCCACCUACAAUCCAGCGUGCUCUCCCUUUGUUGAAGACUCCAAGUUUGUACGAAUCCAGUAAGGCGGAACCCACCUUGGAUAACAGUUUAGAAGAAGAUGACGCUGACGAGGACAGUCCCGAAAGUUCCCAGAAGUUGCGCCGCAACAGAACGACUUUCAGUCAAGACCAGCUAGAUGUGUUGGAGAAGGAAUUUCAGAAGACCCACUAUCCAGGGGUGACAACUCGUGAACACCUCGCCACCAAAACUAAUCUGUCAGAGGCGAGAGUCCAGGUGUGGUUUUCCAACAGACGAGCCAAAUGGAGGCGCCACCAGCGACUGAAGAUUCUGCAAACGUCGAAUCCCUUCCUGUUCCGCUACCCGAACUUACCUUUCCCUUCGUGUGACCCUGCUCGUCACCCGUAUGACCUUCUUGCCCAGAGGUCGUCAUCCCAUUCGAACGUGCCCCAGCAACCACUGCUCUCCCAUCCGUCAUUACACCUUACAGAGCCGUUAUCGUUAGUUUCGCAUUCAUCAUUGCGGCGGACCAGUAGCAGUGUUGCAAUAGGAAGUGAAAAUUCGGCAUUCCACCCCGUUGACAAAUAAAUGCAGAACAUUGUAUUAUUUAUUUUACCUAUUUAAUAUUAUUUUAUUGUUCUACAGUAUUUACUUACUGAUGUAUAUUAUUUUAUUUAUUUAUUUAUUAUGUAUAUAUA